CAUAGACUAACCCCUUUCAACUAUCAGUCUCAACUUCUCGCAACAUACAAUAACUACUUAUCCACAACAAUUCCAUAGACUAUCCAAAGUUCCAAGAAAGAUGAAAAACUAUCUAAACCGCAAAGUUUCUGCGGAGAUUCUUCGCGAUCUCUACGAGUGCUGGCUGAUUUUCUUCACCGGGAUCUUCGUGCACUACAACCAUUGGCGUUUGCUGGCCUACGAGACAAUGUCGCCGCUGGAUCCGCUGGUCAAUCAACCCGUGGGCGACAAUCAGCGCUGGGCGGGCGUCUUCUUCGGCAGCGGCGUUCUCUUGGCCCUCCUGCAGUACCGGCCGCUCUGGGUCCGCCGGUGUCGUCAUCGCGUCCACCUGCUGAUGCUGCUGGCCGAGAUGAUGCUGAUGCUCCAGCUGGCCGAGUGGACGGAUCGCCAGCUGUGGCAGCCCUUCCUGGGCAUCGUCGGCGAUUUGUUUCUCGCUCUGGGACGAGCCGAAUGGGGCAACUGGCUGCAGAGCCACCUGCCGGCGAUUGUGGGCACCCAGCUGUUGAGUGGCGACGCCUUCGACAUCUUCCGCCUGCUCGCCUCGCUGGCCAUCUUUGUGGCCGCCUUCGACUCGACAGCCGUCGGCUGGCGCAACUCGGUGGAGUUCCUGCUGAUCGGCUACCUGCCGGAAACCUCGGCCUGCCGACAGCUCAUCUGGGAGGAGCAGGAGAAGAAGGGUCGCGAGCGGCGGAAGAGUGGCCAGCUGCCGAAUCCCUCGCCCGAGCUGCUCAUCUACAAGCGCCUGUGCUACAUCUGCAUGCAGCGUAUGAACUCGGAUCUCCAGGAUGAUGGUGAAUAUAACCAGUCCUGAUAACUCAAAAAACCUGAUAACUCAAAAAACCUGAUAACUAAAAAGCAAAAAAAAUUCCCAAAGUUGCACAGCGGUUGAAAGACCACUGUAGUUGUUUACUUUAAUUUGAUAACUUGUGAUAUUCUCCAAAUUAAAAUUUAAAAAAAUAUAAAAAUUUUCAAAUCUUCCCGAAUAAAUGUUCCUUAACCAUCGGUUAAAAAUAAAAAGGUAAGUAAACUAUUAAAUACUCUACGGUAUUUUAUGUGUCCAUAUGAUACAAUAAUAAAUAACAAAAUAUUAAAAUGAUUGUUUUAUCACAAUGUGCUACAUCUGAAUGCAGCGUAUGAACUCGGAUCUCCUGGAUGAUGCUGAAUAUCCUCAGUC
Messenger RNA from Drosophila takahashii, 1213 nucleotides. It is a transcript of the gene Andorra, whose product is annotated as andorra. Lineage: Eukaryota; Metazoa; Arthropoda; Insecta; Diptera; Drosophilidae. The record is from RefSeq and is a predicted model, not a curated record.